UUUUUUUUUUUUUGGUCAGACCUUAUCGAGCUGUCAGCCACGUCACCUCCUCCGGAGCUACUUGUGCCGCCUGGACGUUUCUGCUGAGUUUAUUCUGAAACUCGUCCGUUUGCACGUUUCUCAGGAAGACGCCUCCGAAGCGACCCGCGGCUUCUGCAUAUCUCUCUUUUCUUUCAUUUUAUCGCCCUCUCCUCCUGAUCUGGAGUUUCUUCGCUUGUCCGGUGUUCACUGGACGUCCCAGGCCUGAGGGGUGCCACUUCCAUUAACUGUGCCGUCUGAAGAAGGAGAGAAACAGCAUGAAUAUCUUCCGUCUGGCCGGUGACGUGUCACACUUGGUGGCGAUCAUCAUCCUGCUGCUGAAGAUAUGGAAGUCCAAAUCCUGCGCUGGCAUCUCUGGGAAGUCACAGGUGCUGUUUGCACUCGUCUUCACCACCAGGUACCUGGACCUGUUCACAGUCUUCAUUUCUGCCUACAACACAGUGAUGAAGGUGGUGUUUCUGGCUCUGUCCUAUGCGACCGUGUAUCUGAUCUACAUGAAGUUUAAGAACACACACAACUCGGAGAACGACACGUUCCGGGUGGAGUUCCUGCUGGUGCCCGUCAUCGGGCUCUCCUUCCUGGAGAACUAUGCUUUCACCCCCAUGGAGAUCCUGUGGACCUUCUCUAUAUUUCUGGAGUCGGUGGCAAUCAUGCCGCAGCUUUUUAUGAUUACCAAGACGGGCGAGGCGGAGUCCAUCACGACCCACUACCUGUUCUUCCUCGGCCUCUACCGAGCCCUCUACAUCGCCAACUGGGUGUGGCGCUACCACACGGAGGGCUUCUUCGACCAGAUCGCAGUGGUGUCGGGCGUCGUGCAGACCAUCUUUUACUGUGAUUUCUUCUACCUUUAUGUCACAAGAGUGCUUCGAGGGAAAGGGAAGAUGUCCCUGCCAAUGCCUGUUUGAAAAAGCAGGCCACCCAUCUGUGCCUGCCGCAGCUCGGUGGGAUUGAUUUUCUGUCUGAUUGGUACUUUGUAUGCGAAUCUGUAUGUUUGCGAGUGUGUGUAUAUAUACACCGUGUGUUUGAUUUAGUUUGGUUUUCUUCCUUUGAGAUGGAAAUGUGUCGCUGAUGAUCACAAGAAGCUAAAAUUCAAAAAACACGAUGGAAUCCGUCCAUAGUUUUCAGUUCAAGAGCAGGGAGUCACUGUUUCUCUGGAGAGUCUUCAAUUAACCGUUUUGAUUCCAACUGUCAAGAAUGAUGAACCCUGAAAAAAAAAAAGAAGAAGAAACGUCUUUUGUGCACUUCAGCACUCAGGUAGAUCGUAUGUAGCUUUAACGUCCACACAGCUGUAGGACUGAACAGUUUCACAUCAGUUUUGUUACACGUCAUUCAAACACUACCACGUCUUGACCAAUACCAGAGUAUAUAUGUUUAAAGUGUCUUCUUUUUCGUCUCUCUCUCUUCAAAACUGUUUUUUUUAACUCAAAGUUAAGCUUUGAUAUCAGUUUUCAUUGAGAUUCUUUUGCAACUUGAUGGCCCAUUUUGAGCUUGAACUCUUCCUGAAAUUCGAUGUAACUUGUAAGAUUAUGUUCAAGAAGACUUGUUCAUGUUCACUUCUAUUGAAAAAUGAGAAAGUCUUUCUGACUCCACUGUUUAUGCAAACUGUUUCACUCCCAAGUGUGUUACUUUUGUGCAUUUCCGUUUCCUUAUUGCCUUUUUGUGUUUUAGUUCCAAUAUCUUAAUGGGUGAUUUAAAAAAAAAAAAAAGGGCUAAAAAUACUAUUGUUUAUGUCCCAUGAAGCCAAAGCCUGAACAGGAAGCUGCUGCAA
Molecule: messenger RNA, 1807 nt
Organism: Salarias fasciatus (jewelled blenny)
Lineage: Eukaryota; Metazoa; Chordata; Actinopteri; Blenniiformes; Blenniidae
Gene: kdelr3
Product: KDEL endoplasmic reticulum protein retention receptor 3
Exons: 5
Coding region: 297-944 (215 amino acids)
Biological process (GO): protein retention in ER lumen
Cellular component (GO): membrane
Molecular function (GO): ER lumen protein retrieval receptor activity
Source: RefSeq, a predicted model, not a curated record